Pelobates cultripes (western spadefoot toad) is the source of this 9227-nucleotide messenger RNA. The record is from the annotation of a GenBank genome assembly. Lineage: Eukaryota; Metazoa; Chordata; Amphibia; Anura; Pelobatidae.
GUUUAUCAGUGUUUCAUCUUAUAUUAGUUAUAUAGUUAUGUUUGUUAAUCUGGACAUUGUGUUCCCUGCAGUUCUUCUAUGUCAUACCUGCAGUCAGAGAGCCCUAGUGACUCCUUGUACAGAAAAGCUGGACCUUGUCUGCAAACAUCACUUGGAAAGACUCAGAAGAAGGCCUGUCACCUUCUCCUGGAGGAGCUACAGAUGGAUCUGCAGGUAUCAUCAGCGUUUGGACUAACCCAAAUGUUUUAGGCGUUGAAGGGUGUGUAUUAAUCAGAUGCUAACCUUCUGCUUCACUUAACUAAAACACGAAGAUGAUGGCUCAUUUAUUAAUAAAUUUUUCUUGCAUUCAGUUAACUGUAUAUUCUACCAAACUCAGAAAUAUGCAAAUGAGCUGGUGGUUUGAAUAAAAAUAGACUUAUUCUCACUGCACUGGGAUGCACUGAGAUGCAUUCUUCUUCUUUCUUCAUCCACAGAGUCACUGUUUAAGUAAUUCUGUAUGAAAUCUCUCUUUUUUUUGUAAUAGAGAAAUUUAUAUAAUCCUAAGAAUUACUCUAUAUACCUACCCCUCCUUGUAUAAUAUCUUAAACGUUUAGAGCAAACUCCACUAAGAUCCUUUUAAACAGAGGGUUACUGUGUCCUUGCCUUUGAUAUGAUAUAGACUGUAUAUACAUGAAAAUGAUAUAGUUGCUAUAUGCAUCAAAAUAAAAUAUAAUAUAGGAGGUAGAUAGAGCAUCAUAGAGGAAGGGGAGGAGACAGAUGUACAUUUUUAGAGAUUCGAGUUCACUGCUCAUUUAUAGUGAUUCUUAGCGCUGUUCAGAACCUUCCAAUCCUGCAUGGAGAGGAAAUGGAGAUAUUGGAGUUUAAUAAACAGUUUCUCCUAACAUGGGGCCAUACUAAUCUGCCUUAUUAGAGGGCUAUAGCCUGGAAGGUCAUUUGGAAGAUAAACCCCAUAUGUAGGUUAAUCCAAACAAAGAGGAGAAUGGCCCAUCCACGAAGGCUGAUACCAAAGCCUUACUGCAUGAAAUGCAUACGAAGUUUCAAGCUGACAUGGCUGUGGUCAAGGAGGAAGUAGCCACACUGACCAUCCGCAUUGACGCUGCUGAAGAAAACAUAGUAAGCUAUCUACAAAAUAACUGCACUGACUUAUAUGCUCAUACAGCAACACUGGAGGAUAUGGCCAGGGUCCAAAACACUGGACUGAGGGGAGUUCCAAAGAAAGUUCCCAAUGAAGAAUUACCACAUUAUCUCUGUCAUCUCUUCUCUACACUUUUGCUGCCUAAACAUAGAAACACAGAAUGUGACGGCAGAUAAGAACCAUUCGGCCCAUCUAGUCUGCCCAAUUUUCUAAAUACUUUCAUUAGUCCCUAGCCUUAUCUUAUAGUUAGGAUAGCCUUAUGCCUAUCCCACGCAUGCUUAAACUCCAUUACUGUGUUAACCUCUACCACUUCAGCUGGAAGGCUAUUCCAUGCAUCCACUACCCUCUCAGUAAAGUAAUACUUCCUGAUAUUAUUUUUAAACCUUUGUCCCUCUAAUUUAAGACUAUGUCCUCUUGUUGUGGUAGUUUUUCUUCUUUUAAAUAUAGUCUCCUCCUUUACUGUGUUGAUUCCCUUUAUAUAUUUAAAUGUUUCUAUCAUAUCCCCCCUGUCUCGUCUUUCCUCCAAGCUAUACAUGUUAAGAUCCUUUAACCUUUCCUGGUAAGUUUUAUCCCGCAAUCCAUGAACCAGUUUAGUAGCCCUUCUCUGAACCCUCUCUAAGGUAUCAAUAUCCUUCUGAAGAUACGGUCUCCAGUACUGUGUACAAUACUCCAAGUGAGGUCUCACCAGUGUUCUGUACAAUGGCAUGAGCACUUCCCUCUUUCUACUGCUAAUACCUCUCCCUAUACAACCAAGCAUUCUGCUAGCAUUUCCUGCUGCUCUAUUACAUUGUCUGCCUACCUUUAAGUCAUCAGAAAUAAUCACCCCUAAAUCCCUUUCCUCAUAUGUUGAGGUUAGGACUCUAUCAGAUAUUCUGUUCUCUGCCCUUAAACAGCAAAAUAUCUUCUAAAUUAUAUAUUGUUUUUAAUUCCAGCUUCCAAAGGCCUCGUUCUUCCUAAAUUCCCUAGGGACUCAGAAAAAGCUGUCUUUGUUUUUUGAAGGUUCUCAUCUUACUUUUUGUAGGGACUUCUCCAGGCAGAUGGUCCUAGGGCGUCAGUCACUCUAACCACUCACUACAUGGUAACAUUCUCUCUUGUAAGUGGGGAAAUUAACAGCCAUUGGUAGAAAAGAAUGGCAAUACCAACUCCAUCCCCAGAGCUGUGGAAGCACAUCUUCUUACUUUCUUUGAAUCUGACGUUUGGUGGCGGGAAGUUCCUACCACCUAUCAAUGGGAUGUCCUCAUUGUUGUGCCUUUUAUCCCAGGACUUACACCAUCAGGGAUGAGAGAACCCUCCAACCUAGUUCUGCUAGACCACAGCUCCUAAUACCUUUCAGACGCUUCUACUGGCUUCAUAAAUCUAUGCUUUCUUACUAUACGCAGUUUGACCUCUUCCCUUCUUUAUUUAUUAUGUCUUGUUUCUCUUUUCUUUUUGUAUUCAGAUUUAAUAUCCAUUACUGACAUAUUAAGCUAGCUGAUUACUUUAUUUGUCCCCUUAUCUCUAACAUUCUCUCAAGCCUGGUGUUCAAAUGGCUGAUACCUGUUGUUGUUUUUUAUGUUGACAUGUUAUGCUGCUAUUUCACAAAACUUUUGGUUUGUAUGGUACUUCUGCAUUUGUAUGUUUUACUCUAAUGCUAAACUGGUUUUAAUUCUUUAUUAUUGAAAGCAAUCAGACAAAAAAAUUAAAUAUUUUGAGGUAUAUACUGCCUAUAUAAAGUUCUAAGCAUUAUUUAGAGAGGUAGUUCUGUUGAGGUAUAAUAUAUAAUGUGUGUGUACUGCCCACAAAAUGCUGAACGAUGUAUAAAAAUGGUGAAUGCAGCCAACAUAGAGCGGGCAUACAUAAAAUGUGCUGCAUGAACACAAUAUAAAUAUGAAUAUAAAUGAACACAAUAUAACUGGAUGGGAGAAGAAUGAGACCAAUCCAUGGAAAAACAAUCUGCUCCAGUACCUGCCGCGCUCCCCUGCCCUGUACCUGUCGCCCUCCUCCCUAGUUAGUUUACAUAAUACUAACCAUCAGCCUGUAAUAAACCAGCUGUAGAUCCUUUACAUCCACUAAUGCGAUCCUUUCUUUUUCCAUGUUUGCAGCCUUUCUACAUGCAGAUCCCUUCCAGACCCUGGAUUUUGGGUUCAGAAAUUAUCCAUGUCAUCAGUGACAAGGUGGAAAAUUUCAGCCACUAUCUGUGUAAAGUCAGGGAUCCUGUGUGCCAGGUGAGUUACUCAGUGCAUGGCUGCGUGCCAGGUGUGGUACUCACUGUGUGGAUGUUGUAUGUGGGUACCUAGGGUAUGGCACGUGCCCAGAGUGCAGCACUGAACAGUGGCCAGGCAGGCAGUUUUAUUCCUUCAUGUCUUGGAGGAGAGGAUCAGUGCUGGCCUGUGGAGGGUUCAGACCCCAUUAAUGGCUCCUUCGUAUUCCAGUGUUCUUUAGUGAGUCAGAGCACAGCUGUUGGAUGCUCCCAGUUUGCAUUGUGACUAGCUGGUUGCCAAACUGCGAGAGAGGCAUCCAUGAGCUCUGUAACCAUUGGAUGUGCAAGCCCCCCACAAGAUCAGCAGGGAUUCAGGACCCACGCUAGACCAGUCAGAGAUAUCCUAGGGAGAAGGAGCUAGGGUGUAGGGGAGGGUGAUAUAUCCCAGUUAGGAGGAGCUAGUAGGCAGGGGAGGGUGAUAUAUCACAGUUAGGAGGAGCUAGUAGGCAGGGGAGGGUGAUAUAUACCAGUUAGGAGGAGCUAGUAGGCAGGGGAGGGUGAUAUAUCCCAGCUAGGAGGAGCUAGUAGGCAGGGGAGGAUGAUAUAUCCCAGCUAGGAGGAGCUAGUAGGCAGGGGAGGGUGAUAUAUACCAGUUAGGAGGAGCUAGUAGGCAGGGGAGGGUGAUAUAUCCCAGCUAGGAGGAGCUAGUAGGCAGGGGAGGGUGAUAUAUCCCAGUUAGGAGGAGCUAGUAGGCAGGGGAGGGUGAUAUAUCCCAGUUAGGAGGAGCUAGUAGGCAGGGGAGGGUGAAAUAUCCCAGCUAGGAGGAGCUAGUAGGCAGGGGAGGGUGAUAUUUCCCCCUAGGAUGAGCUAGUAGGCAGGGGAGGGUGAUAUAUCCCAGUUAGGAGGAGCUAGUAGGCAGGGGAGGGUGAUAUAUCCCAGCUAGGAGGAGCUAGUAGGCAGGGGAGGGUGAUAUAUCCCAGUUAGGAGGAGCUAGUAGGCAGGGGAGGGUGAUAUAUCCCAGUUAGGAGGAGCUAGUAGGCAGGGGAGGGUGAUAUAUCCCAGUUAGGAGGAGCUAGUAGGCAGGGGAGGGUGAUAUAUCCCAGUUAGGAGGAGCUAGUAGGCAGGGGAGGGUGAUAUAUCCCAGUUAGGAGGAGCUAGUAGGCAGGGGAGGGUGAUAUAUCCCAGCUAGGAGGAGCUAGUAGGCAGGGGAGGGUGAUAUAUCCCAGCUAGGAGGAGCUAGUAGGCAGGGGAGGGUGAUAUAUCCCAGUUAGGAGGAGCUAGUAGGCAGGGGAGGGUGAUAUAUCCCAGUUAGGAGGAGCUAGUAGGCAGGGGAGGGUGAUAUAUCCCAGUUAGGAGGAGCUAGUAGGCAGGGGAGGGUGAUAUAUCCCAGUUAGGAGGAGCUAGUAGGCAGGGGAGGGUGAUAUAUCCCAGUUAGGAGGAGCUAGUAGGCAGGGGAGGGUGAUAUAUCUCAGUUAGGAGGAGCUAGUAGGCAGGGUGAUAACACUCAUGUGGAGGUUUGUUUCCAUGAUUAUAUAUUCCAAGACAUGACCAUAUAUGAAAAAACACAGAUAAACGAAAACAAUAGUGUACAGUGCAAUGACAUGUAUGAUCGUGAUCAAAGAUUCACUCCGUCCCAAUAGUGCAAUUGUAAGUGAAUUGUGAGACAAUAAAUAAUAUUUAAAAUAUGUAGAUUAUCCCUAAAAGGUGAACAUGAAUGUACACUCUCAUAUGGGAGCAGAAUAAUAACUAAAUGAGUUUUCCAAACUAAAUCUUUAGGAAGUCAACUCACAUUUUAAUGAGUCUGCUUAAAAAUUGGCUCAGGUAAUAUAGUUUCAUGUACCAAGAAGAUCCCAUUCUGAAUAUAAGGAAUGAUAUUACCCGAGCCAAUGUUUCUUCUAUCAGGUGGAAUUGUAUGUGAAUAGCUGCCCUUGGUAACAGCCCAGAUUGUAUCGCACAUCUUUUGUAUUUUUACAGAUAAGAGAAAGACACAGACCUAGAGAUAGGUAGACAGAAAGACAGACAGAGAUAGACAGAGCACACAGGAGCCGAGGAAACAUGUUGCAUUGUGAAUUUGGGAUAUUGUUGGUACCCGCACAAAUAGAGAAUUAUCUGUACAUUGAUGGGAUAGUUAUAUUUAGGUUUACUUUUUCCCCAGAAACACUCAAACAGGUGUUACUACUGCCAGCCAGAUCCAUUUGUUGUACAGGAGUUUUAGUUCCAGUGAUAUCUCAGGGUUGUAUUCUUUCUGUGCAGGUAUUGCGGGCUCAGACGGAGAGGAUGUUAAUCAUUGAGUAUGUCAAAGCCUUGAUACAUGGGAAGCUGGUGUGUAAGAACUCUAGGGAGCGGCAGCUCCUGGCGGAGAGGAUGUGUGCAGAUGCUGAGGUGCUGAGUGCUACCCUCAGUAGGAUGGUGAGUGCACAGUAUGGAUCAUAUAGUAUGGACCGCAUAGUAUAGACUUUAUAAUACAGACCGCAGAGCAUGGACUAUAUACACCCUGUUCCAAAUCUAUUAUGUAAAUUCUAUUUAAGUGUCACAAAGAUGAAAUAUUUAGUUUUUCAGUUUAACUCAUGAAUGGCAUUCAGUCUCCGGGCUCUCUAGAUCACUGAAAGCAAUCUCGGACACCUGUGAUAAUUAGAUUGCCAGGUGAGCCCAAUUUAAGGAAAAACUACUAAAGGAGGGUGUUCCGCAUUAUUAAGCAGAGCACCAUUUUCAUGCAAUAUGGGGAAGAAAAAGGAUCUGUCUGCUGCCGAAAAGAGUGAUAUAGUUCAAUGCCUUGGACAAGGUAUGAAAAUAUUAGAUAUUUUUUACGAAAACUUAAGCGUGAUCAUCACACUAUUAAGGGAUUUGUGGCUGAUUCAGAGCACAGAUGGGUUUGUGCAGAUAAAGGCACAUUGAGGAAGAUUUCUGCCAGAUCCAUGCAUCGGAUCAAGAGUGCAGCUGCUAAAAUACCAUUAUAUAGCAGCAAACGGAUAUUUGAAGCUGCUGGUGCCUCUGGAGUCCCAUGGACAUCAAGGUGUAGAGUCCUCCAGAGUCUUGCAACUGUGCAUAAACCUUCUAUUUGGCCACCACUAACCAAUGCUCACAAGCAGAAACGGCUGCAUUGGGCAGAAAAAUACAUGAAGACUACUUUUCAAACAGUCCUGUUCACUGAUGAGUGCCGUGCAACCCUGGAUGGUCCAGAUGGAUGGAGUAGUGGAUGGUUGGUGGAUGGCCACCCUGUUCCAACAAGGCUGCGACGUCAGCAAGGCGGUGGUGGAGUCAUGUUUUGGGCCCGAAUCAUGGGAAGAGAGCUGGUUGGCCUCUUUAGGGUCCCGGAAGGUGUAAAGAUGACCUCUGCAAAGUAUGUGGAGUUUCUGACUGACCCCUUUCUUCCCUGGUACAGAAGGAAGAACUAUGCUUUCCGUAAUAAAAUCAUCUUCAUGCAUGACAAUGCACCAUCUCAUGCUGCAAAGAAUACCUCUGCAUCAAUGUCUGCUAUAGGGAUAAAAGGAGAGAAAGUCACGGUGUGGCCUCCAUCCUCCCCUGACCUCAAUCCUAUUGAGAACCUUUGGAGCAUCCUCAAGCAAAAGAUCUAUGAGGGUGGGAGGCAGUUUACAUCCAAACAUCAGCUCAGGCUAUUCUGACAUCUUGCAAACAAAUUCAAGCAGAAACUGUCCAAAAACUCACAAGUUCAAUGGAUGCAAGACGUGUGAAGCUGCUAUCAAAUAAGGGGUCCUAUGUUAAAAUGUAACGUGACCUGUUAAACUUAAAACAGAAUGUUUGAAAAGUUAAAAUGUUGAUUGAAAUAGCUUUUGAUUUCAGUAAAUAUGCUGCAAACACAACAAAUGACAAUUUUCAGUUCUUUACAACCUAUAAAGUGUUUUGAAACGUACUGUGCGUAAUAAUUUGGAACAGCGCAUUGUAAGUUUAUGUUUAAAAAAAAUACUGUUAUCAUUAGGAGGUUUGUUCAAUAAAAUUUGAAUUGUACUCUUAAUAGUUGAUAACAUGAGAAUUAUGCUGACUGUUAUUUUACACAUUUACCUAAAUAAUUGAUGUAAAUAUCAUUUGCAUAAUAAUUUGGAACAGGGUGUGAUACAGACCGCAGAGUAUGGACUAUAUAAUACAGACCGCAGAGUAUGGACCGCAUGGUAUGGACGUUCCAGGUGCAGGGGUUAAAUUCAGACAUUUCAUCUUUACUUCUCAUGUCUCUAGGGUUUGGAGCAAUCAACUCUCUGCAUCCCACUCAUUCUGUCUCUUCAGGAAUUGUUUGCUCUGAAGGAUCCAUCUUUGCUCAGUCUAGAAGUAUCUGGAUUAAUGACAAUGUUUCCAGAUAUAAGGUUUGAAAUAGUAGGAGCUGAAAACAGUGUUGGCAUGAAACAAACAAACUGUCUCUAUAACAUAAUUACUCUCCCAAUCCCAUGUAAAAUUUCUGACCAGUCUUUAUAAAUCCAACUCCCCCCAUUGUCCGUCUGUGAUCAGUCUUUAUAAUCCCAACUCCCCCCAUUGUCCGUCUGUGAUCAGUCUUUAUAAACCCAACUCCCCCCAUUGUCUCUCUGUGAUCAGUCUUUAUAAACCCAACUCCCCCCAUUGUCCGUCUGUGAUCAGUCUUUAUAAACCCAACUCCCCCCAUUGUCCGUCUGUGAUCAGUCUUUAUAAUCCCAACUCCCCCCAUUGUCCGUCUGUGAUCAGUCUUUAUAAUCCCAACUCCCCCCAUUGUCCGUCUGUGAUCAGUCUUUAUAAUCCCAACUCCCCCCAUUGUCCGUCUGUGAUCAGUCUUUAUAAUCCCAACUCCCCCCAUUGUCCGUCUGUGAUCAGUCUUUAUAAUCCCAACUCCCCCCAUUGUCCGUCUGUGACCAGUCUUUAUAAUCCCAACUCCCCCCAUUGUCCGUCUGUGAUCAGUCUUUAUAAACCCAACCCCCCCCAUUGUCCGUCUGUGAUCAGUCUUUAUAAACCCAACUCCCCCCAUUGUCCAACUGUGAUCAGUCUUUAUAAACCCAAACCCCCCCCAUUGUCUGUCUGUGACCAGUCUUUAUAAACCCAACUCCCCCCAUUGUCCGUCUGUGAUCAGUCUUUAUAAUCCCAACUCCCCCCAUUGUCCGUCUGUGAUCAGUCUUUAUAAACCCAACUCCCCCCUAUUGUCCGUCUGUGAUCAGUCUUUAUAAACCCAACUCCCCCCAGCUACCUCCAUGGUCAGUCUAUACCUGGUCCUUCUAAUUCCAAUCCCCUUCUCCACCACCUCGUACUCUCUUCCAAAUAAUUCCUCCCUGGUCCCUUGACUGUGGCAGUGUACCUUCUGAAGUGACAGUUUACAGAACAAAAAUCUUUCUGCGUUAUAUUAUACAAUACCACAGAAUUUCAUGUCUGUGACAGGUCUGUGGGUUUUUUCUUUUUUUUUUAAAGACUCUCUUGGGUCAGUAAUCUGGGUUUUAUCCUCUUGGAGAUUGAAUAACAUGUGGCUCUAGAGAUAAAAGAGGUUUGCUAAGUAUAUCGUGAUUGUGAGAAUAUAACUUUUCUCUCUUCCUAGUGAUGAUCAUGUACUGGCUCUACUGGAACUGAGGGGAGAUGUAAGCAGAGAUGUCCGUCAUGGGGUGAUCAGUACAAUGCAGAACCACGCACUGUCACUGCCACUUGACUAUCAGCCAAUAUUCACAAGUAUUCCAGUGCCUGCACCUCCUCCAUCAUUCUGCCUUCACCCCAGCUCGUGUGCUUAAUGUAUGAUCACAAACAACAUAACUGCUCCUUCACCCUUUAUACCCUCACAAGCCUAGCAUUACUGUCUCUUUAGCUAAAAUAAUAAAGCCUUCUAACAUAAAUAAAUCCUAUGAAAAUGAUCACUUUUUUUUUUAUUUUUUAGAUGCCAGUAUGUUUUGUACAAUAUUCUAUAUUACCAUUUACAUUUAUAGUUCAUGUGGUAGUAAAUAAAAAUAAAGAAAU